Molecule: messenger RNA, 735 nt
Organism: Laetiporus sulphureus 93-53
Lineage: Eukaryota; Fungi; Basidiomycota; Agaricomycetes; Polyporales; Laetiporaceae
Product: S-adenosyl-L-methionine-dependent methyltransferase
Exons: 3
Coding region: 1-735 (244 amino acids)
Source: RefSeq, a predicted model, not a curated record
AUGUCUUCGCACACUCAGGGCAGUCAUGAAGAAAUUCAUGCUGAUGGCCCUCAUGAUCACUAUGCUGCCGAGAACAAAGCAUUCUACGAUGUCGAGGAGGCCCGGAAGGUGGAUGCUCGUCGCGACACGCAGGAGCUCGCCCGCAGGGUGGCUGCCGCCAUGAGGAGAAGGUAUCCUGAUAUCUUCAAUGAAGAGACCACUACCUUAAUGGAUUAUGCUUGCGGCACCGGAUUGGUCUCCCGGGAGCUUUGCCCCUACGUCAAGUCGAUCGUCGGGGUAGACAUCAGUGACGGCAUGGUCGACCAGUUCAACCUUCGAGUGUCUCAGCAAGGGCUGACUCCGGAAGAGAUGAAGGCCGUUUGCGUUGAACUCAAGGGCGAAGAACACGAGCUGGACGGUCAGAAGUUCGACGUGAUUGUGUGUUCCAUGGCUUUUCACCACUUCUCGAGCUAUCGGGACGUUACGCGCAUGCUCGCCUUUUUCCUGAAGCCAGGAGGUUCGUUGUUGGUAGUGGAUAUCGUGAAGGGCACGCUCAAGGCCGAGAUCUCUGCUCAUCAUGAACGUAUUAUCGCGCAUCAGCACGGAUUCGAUACCAACGAUAUGCGUGAAGCCUUCGAAACAGCUGGCUUGAUUGCAUUUGACUAUAGCUUAGCCACAUCGGGCAAGAUGCAUGGUAACACUGUGGACUUCUUCCUGGCGCGAGGGAAGAAACCGGCACUUAGUCCAACAGAGUAG